GCUGGGGUGCAAGCGUCAGCAUUGCGGUCAGUUAAAGCGGGCGAGCGCCGCAGCCAGCUAUAUAAUAACCCGCAGCCCGCUGCUUGUCGAGUCUCGUCAAUAGAGCUCUCGAGCUAGCUUAUAGCAAAGAGUGUGUGACUACGACGGCGAUGCUGCUACUGUCAUCGUUCUUCCCCCUCUCCCUUAUCCUCGCCGCGUCCGCCGCGGCGCCGCCGGGGCCGUCGCUCCGGGCCCGCAGAAGCGGCGGAUGCGGCAAGGCGCCACCGUUCGCGCCGGGGCAGUUCAACGAUUACACCACGGCGUCGGGCCGUGAGUACCGGGUGUGGCUUCCGGCGGGCUACGACGAGAGCGAGCCGACGCCGCUCAUCCUCAGCUACCACGGCGCCAACCGCGUCAUCUCGCACCAGGUCGCUCUCGACCGGCUCUCCGACCCAUUGUUUAACGACGAUCACAUCGUUGUCUACCUGCAAGGCACUGCGGAUGACCCCUCGCGGCCAGACCACACGACCUGGGAGGGCGCUCCGGACAGCACGUCGGACGACGUGGGGUUCACGCGGGAGGCGCUAGACGCGGUGUCGGCGGCGCUAUGCGUGGACGAGCGGCGGGUGUUCGCGACGGGCAAGUCGCAGGGAGGCGGGUUCGUGGGGCGACUGGCGUGCGACGCGGCGCUGUCGGCGCGGGUAGCAGCGUUCGCGCCGGUCGCCGGGGCGUACUACAUCCGCGAGAUCGACACCGAGGCGGCGUGCCUCCCGGCGUCGGUCACGGUGCCGUGCGCGGCAGCGCGCACCGACGUGCCUGUCCUCGCGUUCCACGGCGGCGCCGACACCACGAUCCGCUACGCCGGUGGCUUCCGGAGCGGCGCGUGCCUACCGAGCGUGCGCUCGUGGGCCCGCCAGUGGGCGCGGCGUGACGGGCUCACCGGUGCCCCGCACAACACAUCCAUCCCCGGGUCCGUCCACGGCGUCGCCAUGCGGUACGGUGAGGGCGCGGACCUGGGUUUGGUCACGCUCGUGUACGCCGGCGACGACAUCGGACACGACUGGCCGGCGACGGUGGAGAAUUCGGAUAACGGCGGAGAGAGGAUUGCGGCGUUCAAUGCCAGUGCAUGGAUCAUGGAUUUCUUCCGGGGCCACGCGCUACCGUGAGGUAGGGUUGGCCGGUCCUGGUUCUGUCCUCUCCUCUGCCUCCCCUCCCUGGGUACCUCCCCUCCCUGGGUAUGGGAUAGAUGAGAAUGUGAUAUGUAACAUGCUUUUGGAGGAGGCACGUUAGCCUACUGUACAUACCCUACAGCUUAAACCACUGCAUAUUACCUACCUGCGGCCUGCCUCCGGCCUGCCUCUUGUUUGUCUUUCCGGUGGCCUAUUUUGUCAGUUUCGCCUCGUGGGGGGGCGGUUGCGCGCACCCGUCCCGGCG
Durotheca rogersii is the source of this 1413-nucleotide messenger RNA. RefSeq names its product carbohydrate esterase family 1 protein. Lineage: Eukaryota; Fungi; Ascomycota; Sordariomycetes; Xylariales; Xylariaceae. The transcript has 2 exons. Bases 150 to 1145 code for a protein of 331 amino acids. The record is from RefSeq and is a predicted model, not a curated record. Gene Ontology annotation, molecular function: feruloyl esterase activity.